Messenger RNA from Phyllopteryx taeniolatus (common seadragon), 5742 nucleotides. RefSeq names its product protein-lysine 6-oxidase. Lineage: Eukaryota; Metazoa; Chordata; Actinopteri; Syngnathiformes; Syngnathidae. Gene Ontology annotation, biological process: peptidyl-lysine oxidation. The record is from RefSeq and is a predicted model, not a curated record. The transcript has 7 exons. Gene Ontology annotation, molecular function: protein-lysine 6-oxidase activity; copper ion binding. The coding region runs from base 4474 to 5601 and encodes 375 amino acids.
GUCAUGUGUUGAAAUGAGAAGUUGUGGGAUGACAAUAUUUAAGGCAAUGAGAAAGUCAUCGGAUAACCACCGUACAUGUGCUGUUAUGAAAAGGUAUGAGAUGUGGAACCUUAUGAGGAAAUUAUGAUGAGAUGAGAUUUACAGUUUUUCACAAUUGCUGAAACACAUUUCUCAAUAUCUUACACACAAAUCCAAAAAUUCAAACAAUAUUCACAAGACCCCUGACUUCCUGCAAAACAAUUGCCUCAAAACAGACCCCGAGUCAAUCAAAAAGGAAAAACACCAUGGAACAGUCAUUACACACAAGAUGGAAAAAGGGAAACACACUGAUCAGAGAUCUUAAGGCAGUAGAAAUCAUCUUUAUUGUUCAGAAUAGAAAUGCAGUUUGGGAAAAAAAAGAAAUCCUGUUUAGCACACGUAGUAAAAAGCUAGACUAUAUUAAAAAAAAAGUACGAGGCCUACAAGUAUAAUAGAAAAUGGAUGUACUGAAACACCUUUUUGUGUACAGCACUGUCUAGUGUCAUACUGUAAACGUACCUAAUGAAAAAAAGCAAUUACCUGUUCACAUCUGAAUCUUCAGCCUAUGGUGGACACCGUGAAUGUGCUUAGGUUGGGCUGCACUUGCUGUCCUGCUUCCCUCAUUGUCAAACCGUGUCAAACUGGCGGCAAAAACAUUGUCUCGCCCCACGGGCCCCCUCAUUGCGGCCCUGCACAUCUGCUUCUUAUUGUUCGAGCUACUGAACCUUUCAUGUUCACCAGAUGCUCAUUAAAUUUAGCAACUUUAAGAGCGUGUGCUGCUAGUGGCUAAUGCUAACAUCACAAACGCACCACGUGAACUGUAAAAUGUUAAACGCCAUCAGUAUGCUUUAUGAUUAUCAUGACAAUCUUUUACUGGAUUGUAAAGCAUCUCUUGUAUACAGCGUUUAUCGCGGGGAUACCUUCCUGACCGACUUGAUUAUAAAGAGAAAUUAUAUAAAAAUCUUUUUGGAAUUAGUUUUACCCUCCAACAUGCUUUAAACACAACUUAUUAAAAGACAUAUUUUAAGGUGUGCGACAUCAUCAGAUAGGGCUAAUGUUGCCAUACCCAUUGUCUAAACAACAAUAGAAACAUCUGCAACUUACCACAAGGUGUUUUCUCAAGUUAGAAGUGGGCUGAAAUAUCCAAGGUUCGGCAGUCACAAUUUAAGGGCUACAUGAUAAAGCUGUUGUUUUUUGAAGUCUGUAAAAUAAACACAGUCGUGUGGCUGUUUUUUCCCCCCCAAAAUGAGUCAUUUUGAUUGGCUUGCGAAGGCGAUGUGCGUGGUCGUGUGACUGCCUUGUGUCAUCUGAUUGGUGAAAAAUGAGUCACUUCGAUUGGCUUGCGAAGGCUACGUACGCGGUCGUGUGACUGUCUUGUGUCGUCUGAUUGGUGAAUUGGAGUCAAAUGACAUUAAUGAUCCCGUUUGAUUGGCGCAACGGGCACCCUAUGCGGAAGUCGCAGAUGGAGUCUAAAAAUAGACGCACACACGCACAAUUGAAUAAAUAAAAGUAGCGAACGGCAUGUCUAUUAUUGUAACUGAGUACAAGUAUCAAUCUUUCUUCACAUAAAUACUCAAAUAAAAGUAAAAAGUAUGGUGCAAUUAAAGUACUCUGACCAGUAAAGUUUAUGGAAAAUGUUACUUGAAUAAAUAUAACGGAGUAAAUGUAACACGUUGCUACCCACCUCUGACUUUGACAAAAUGAAAAUAAAAGCCCAUUUCUUGUCCAUUUUUCCAAAUAAGAGGCACAGUGUGCUUGCUUCAAGCUGUUUGUCACUCCCACAUGAGGUUUACUCUGAAACUGAUACAUUAAACAAAAUAGGAUUGAUUAAACAUUGCAUACUCAAACACCAAAAUGUUCAACCAAACCAUAUAACGAGCCUCUGCUAGGUGUAUACAAUUAUAUAAUGUGAAAUGCCAUAGAUAGGUUAACAUAAAUUGGCAUAGAUGUUACCAUUUUUAUAAACCUUAAAAAAGCAUAGAACAUUUAAAUACCGAAAUGUUCAACCAAGCCAUAUUUCGGCUAACGAAAGUCUAUACAUUAAUGCUGUCAUAUGAGGUGAAAUGCUAUAGAUGGCAUAACAGAAAUUUGGAGAGAUGCGUGUGAGUGUGUGCAAUGCGUGUGCGCUUGCAUGUAUGUACAUCCAUAUGUGUGUGUUUAUGUAUGUGUGUGUACAUGUGUGCGUGUACAUAUGGUAUAACGUUUGUGCAUGCAUGUGUGUCUAGCAAGUGGGUUGCAGUGUGCGUGUGUAUGCAUGUGUGUUUUACAGCAUGCCAGAGGGUGGAGGAAAGUGCUUCAAUUUCAUCUUUACUUUUAAAGCAUCCUGAGCUCCUAGCAGGAGGUAUGAGGGGGGGCCGCCGGGUGCCCCCCCCCCCCCCCAUUAAAAAAGGAGCCAAAGAAUGUUAAUUGCCGACUUACCUGAGGAUCAGCUUUCAUCAGUCAGUUUCACCUCCUUCCAUUUUUCUUCUUGUGGCAUGUCAAUCACUUCUCCUUGUACAUGCACAUCACUACAACAACGCUUCAUCAUCAUCGUCAUUGUGAAGUCACCCCUGGAAUUCUUCACACACCAGGAUGAACAGAUAAUUAUCUGCCCAGUGUGUGGAAAGUUUGGAUUAAAACCCUCCUUUCCCCUCUUUAUUUUACUGCACCCACUCCUGCUGCUUCACUCUUUAGUUUAAUUCCAGCUUCAGUUACCAUCAAUGGCGGUUCCUGGCAUGUUGCAUCACCAUUACAGUGCAUGGACAUGUUGUUCAGAUUGAUUGUGAAUCCCGGAGCUGGUGUUAAAUUGUAGAACACUUCUAUUUUCUGAAAUUAUCUGGACAAAUCCCAUGUAUAUUUGUUUUUAUCCCCAACCAACUCUGUAAAGGAAAGUGGUCACUGAACAGAAUGCUAACCUCGCUCACGAUAAAUAACAGCACGACACAUAAAAAGUACUGUAUGUAAAACAUACAACUACAACUAAAACUACACGGGAACAAUGACUAAUUUAACAAUAAAAAUGUAAUUUACCCUAUUUUACAAAAUUACGCUGACCCGCGAGGCAUGCUUCUAAGUGCAGCUUUAACUCCUGCUGUAGCAUUGGGAAAGUUGGCGCCAGGCAUUCCAGGAUGUAAAUAGGAUCCCAUUUGUAAAUAGUUAUAGUUAAUUACGCAUUUUAUUGUUAAUGGUAACUGUAGUUUGUGUUUUGUCAUAGUGUAAUAAUAGUUGUAUAGAUGUUUAUAUACGUGUUGUGCAUCAUUUUGUUGUACCUUAAGUUAGUGUUCUGUUUAUUUCAUUUUGUGACAAGUUUAUUGCAAAGUAAUUUGAUUAUGAACCUUGUUAAAAAAAAACUCACAAAAAACAAACGGACACCAAUCAUGAUUACAAUAGUGACAAAAAGAUGGGUUACAUCGAAAAACCCAUUAGUUGAGUUCUUCAUCAAAGCCGCUGACACUUAAAGACUUAACGACUCUUUAAAGGCCCACAAAACUGACUUAAAAAUGUCUUGUAAAUUUCACGCACCACAGCAAAGAGUGUUAUUAACAAGCCUGACAAAUUUGAAUGAAUAAAAUCACAAUGUAUGUGAAAUCAAGCUUCAAAAAGAUCAAGAAUUGAGACGUUCUUUCAGCUUCCAGAUGCUGUGGUGUGGUGUGCUGAAUGCUCUGAAAACCCCGCCCCGUGGAACUUUCAGCUGUCAAUCAAAUAUGUUCCUUCUCUGAUGGUUCCUAAGCUGGGAGAGGAGAAUUCCCAGCAAUGGACAUUGCACAUGUUCUCAUGGGCCACAGAGGUGCACUCUGUGGCAGGGGGAACAUUUAGCCUCCGUUAAAAUUCAGCGGGCCGUGCAGCAGGCUGAAGGGGGCACCACACGCGGCCACAGCAGUGCGAUGCUCUGCGGUCCGGCCUGGGUAUUGCAUUUUUUUUUCAUCCUCCUCCUCACUCCAAGACGUUGUGAUCGGCAACUGUGAGGAUGACAGCCCUAACGCCGUUGCGCCGGACCGGCGGCGGCUACUAUAGCCAACCAUCCGCUUUGCCGCUCGCUGCCUCGCCACACGCCUCCCAUGACGUCACAUCAUGGCAGAUACACUGUCAUCCAAAUAACAUAAAAGACAUUGCACGUCAGGGAAGAUGUAUUUUUUCAGGUUGUAGGCAUAGCGUGAUGGCUAACUGCAUGCUGUAGCGGUAGAACUGGGAAGGUUAUUAGGAAGAAGGAAGUGGCAAUUACGCUGAAUGGCCACGGAAUGGAAUAAGGGCCCUUGGGAGACUUUAAAGACUUAUGACUUGCACAUAUAUGAAUUACUACCACCUCUGUUACAUAGUUAACAUAUUGUAUUUAUAUAAAGUUAGUGUGAGCUUUCUUCUCUUCUUGUUUCUUAGAAGUUGAGGUAACUCCUCCCCUACACACGCACACACACAUACAUGCUCCUCAGACCUCAUGCGAGCUGCAUACCCAAGCACAAGAAAAAGAAGUAGCAGAAGAUGAAGUACGUCCCUGUAGGCUUCUUUGUGUUCUUCUGCUGUUUACUGACAGGAAGUGGAAGCAGCCCUCAGCAGAAGCAGCAUGCAGCACAGGGGGUGGUCGGGGGGAUGACACGGGGAUUGACCUGGCGCCACAACGGGCAGGUCUUCAGCAUCCUGAGUCCGGGGUCCCGCUACCAGCCUCUCGCCCACAGCAGAAGCUCCUCCGGUAGCGUACUGCUGCUUGGCGGAGGUAACGGGACCUCAGCCGCAAUCCGAGCCCCCCCACGAGUCCCCGCGGCUAGUGGCGGCGCACAUUUACGAGCUGUUGCGCGUCAGCGACUGCCACCAAGAGCAGAUUCAAGAUCAGACCUAAGAUCCGAUUCUGCAGAGGACCGUAUGGUCGGAGACGACCCAUACAACCCGUACAAGGCAUCCGACUACUACCGAUACUACAAUUACUACAACUCCUACUACAGACCCAGGGCAUGGACCCGACACUGGCACGGCUAUGGAACAAGGUACCACCAGAACGGUCUUCCCGAUCUGGUUCCUGACGCCUACAACAUCCAAGUGAGCUCGUACAUCCACAGAAUUCCCAUGUACAACCUACGCUGUGCGGCAGAGGAGAACUGCCUAGCUUCUUCCGCGAGGUCUGCUGGCGAUUACGACACGAGGGUUCUGCUGAGGUUCCCUCAGCGCGUGAAGAACCAGGGAACCGCAGACUUCCUGCCCAACAAAGCCCCAUACUCAUGGGAGUGGCACAGCUGUCAUAAUCACUUUCACAGCAUGGAUGAUUUCAGUCUGUACGAGCUGGUGGACGGAGAGACCAACAAAGCAGUGGCGGAAGGACACAAAGCCAGCUUCUGUCUGGAGGACACUUCCUGUGAGGCCGGUUACUACCGGAGAUACGCCUGCACCUCACACACGCAGGGUUUGAGUCCAGGCUGUUACGACACAUACAAUGCCGACAUCGACUGUCAGUGGAUCGACAUCACCGACGUGGCUCCGGGGAAAUACGUACUCAAGGUGACCGUCAAUCCCAAGAAGAAAGUUCAGGAAUCUAAUUUUGCCAACAAUGUGGUCCACUGUGACGUCCACUACACGGGAAACGCUGUCCACAUGUCGGCAUGCGAGACCACAGCGUAAAUAAGAGCUGACCUUCAACAUGGAUUAUGAAACUUUUUGAUCACUUUUAAGAUGACUUGAUGAUUUAAUUUGAAAAAACAACAUCUACUGUAUUUAACUUGAAUUUUAAAUGCCAUCAUUCAAAUAAACUUGACACCUCUA